Gymnodraco acuticeps is the source of this 583-nucleotide messenger RNA. It is a transcript of the gene ndufb11, whose product is annotated as NADH:ubiquinone oxidoreductase subunit B11. NCBI's taxonomy places the organism in Eukaryota, Metazoa, Chordata, Actinopteri, Perciformes, Bathydraconidae. The transcript has 3 exons. Bases 70 to 504 code for a protein of 144 amino acids. The record is from RefSeq and is a predicted model, not a curated record.
UUAGAAGAAGCGGGGUCAAAGCUUUUGUUUCCAUUUCCGGGUCAACGAUAUCCUUCACAAACCGUUGAAAUGUUGACCCGACUGCCUCGGCUUGGGGUCGCUUUGCCCCGGUUACUGUGUAAUCCCCCGGCUCGGUUCGUCUCCCAGUCGAAACCCAGUGGUUCUGCCGGAGCGGCCUCAGUGACGGAGCUGCACCCCCCGGAGAAGAAGAGCGGACACGGGGAGGUCAGCCCGUAUGUCAAGAAUCCAGACUACCAUGGCUUCUCCCAGGACCCCGUGGUGGAUGAGUGGAACAUGAGAGUGGGCUUCUUCUUCAGCAUCUCAGUGGCUCUUGUUAUUGGAGGAGCAUUUAUCAACUAUUUACCAGACCAUGGCUUGCGGAAGUGGGCCAGGAAGGAGGCGGAGCGUGUGGUCCUGCAGAGAGAGCAGGAGGGUGUUCCUCUGUUAAGCGAGUACUACUUCGACCCAGAAAAGAUUGUUCUCCCCAGCUCUGGAGAGCAGUAGGAUCAAACAUCCUCCUCCUGUAUUUCAUGAUUAAUGUAUUUCACUGAGAGAAUAAAUGAUUCUGUUUGUAACUGUUGAA